Neofelis nebulosa (Clouded leopard) is the source of this 2305-nucleotide messenger RNA. Its product is annotated as long-chain-fatty-acid--CoA ligase ACSBG2-like. The transcript is spliced from 14 exons. Gene Ontology annotation, cellular component: membrane; endoplasmic reticulum. Gene Ontology annotation, molecular function: long-chain fatty acid-CoA ligase activity. The record is from RefSeq and is a predicted model, not a curated record. Bases 204 to 2294 code for a protein of 696 amino acids. Lineage: Eukaryota; Metazoa; Chordata; Mammalia; Carnivora; Felidae.
GAAUGAGGUAGAAGGCUGUUGGGAGAGGAAUACGGACCACCUUCCUGCUUCUCGUCACCAUGACCAUCCUGGCUGGACCCAGACAGUGACGAGGGCUGGCAAGGGGCAGCACAUGUCCAGAUUUCCAGGAGGGGCAACCUGUUUAUCAUCUUUUCAGAAGAAGAAAACACUUUGACUGCCCAGAUGUUUCAGUGACCAAAGACAUGUUGCGACGGCCAGGACUCAUGACAGGUGGCAGUGCUGUGAAGAAUGGCCUCUCUGGACCUGGAAGGGUUAAACUCCCAAUGGCUCAUGAAGAGGAAACUGGAGACCCUGAAUUGGACAUGAGUGAAACCAAAGUUACUCCUGGGCUGUGGACCAUUCAUCAAGACGGAGAAGUCCUGCUGAGGCUAUCAAAACAUGGGGCAGGCCAUGAGACCCCAGUGACCAUCCCUGCAUUUUUCCGGGAGUCAGUCAGCCGAUUCGGGGCCUACCCGGCCCUCGCAACGAAGAACAGUGAACGGUGGGAAACUCUGAAUUUCAACCAGUAUUACGAGGCCUGUCGGAAGGCGGCGAGAGCCUUGAUCAAGCUGGGCCUGCAGCGUUUCCAUGGAGUUGGCAUCCUGGGGUUUAACUCCAUCGAGUGGUUUAUCGCUUCUGUUGGUGCCAUCUUAGCAGGGGGUCUUUGUGUUGGUAUUUAUUCUACCAACUCUGCGGACGCCUGUCAAUACGUCAUUACUCAUGCCAAAGUGAACAUCCUGCUGGUUGAGAAUGACCUACAGCUACAGAAAAUCCUUUCGAUUCCGCGGGGCAGGAUGGAGACCCUAAAAGCGAUCAUCCAGUACAAGCUGCCAAUGAAGGAGAGUAGAGAUAAACUGUACUCUUGGAAUGAUUUCAUGGAGCUUGGCAACAGCAUCCCCGAUUCCCAGCUGGACCAGAUCAUGGAAAGCCAGAGGCCCAAUCAGUGUGCAGUGAUCAUUUAUACUUCUGGGACCUUAGGCAUCCCCAAGGGAGUGAUGCUGAGCCACGACAAUAUCACGUGGACGGCAGGAGCAGCAGCAAAGAACUGUGGCCUGUCUACUGCUGCACAAAAGCAGGAGGUGGUGGUCAGCUACCUCCCCCUCAGCCACAUUGCGGCUCAGAUGAUGGACAUCUGGGUCACCAUGAAGAUCGGGGCCUCCACCUACUUUGCUCAGCCAGACGCUCUCAAGGGCACCUUGAUCAAUACUCUGCAGGAGGUAAAGCCUACUGCCUUCCUGGGGGUGCCCCGAAUCUGGGAGAAGAUGCAGGAGAGGAUAAAGGAAACUGGCGCCAAAUUCUCAAGCCUGAGGAAGAAGGUGUUUUCAUGGGGAAGAGUUAUUGGCUUCAAGAUCAAUACAAAAGGGAUGUUGGGUCACAGGACGCAUGAUACUCCCAUAAGCUACCGCGUGUCGAAGGCCCUCGUGUUCAGCAAAGUCAAGAGCGCCCUUGGCCUUGAUCGCUGCCACUCUUUUAUCAGCGGAGCCGCACCCCUCAACCAACAGACCGCUGAGUUCUUCCUAAGCCUGGACAUACCCAUAGGCGAGAUGUACGGUAUGAGUGAAAGCUCAGGACCCCACACCGCAUCCAGCCGGGAGAGCUACAGGAUUCAAAGCAGCUGUGGCAAAGUCAUGGAUGGAUGUAAGAACAUGCUGUACCAGAAGAACAAGGACAGCAUAGGGGAGAUCUGCAUCUGGGGCCGGCACGUCUUCAUGGGCUAUCUGGAUAUGGAAGAUAGGACCGUGGAGAUCAUUGACGACGAAGGCUGGUUACACACCGGGGACCUGGGCUACACAGACAACCAGGGCUUCCUCUACAUCACCGGCCGCAUCAAAGAAAUCCUCAUCACAGCCGGCGGUGAGAACGUGGCCCCUAUUCCCAUUGAGAACAUGGUUAAAGAGAAGAUUCCCAUAAUCAGUCAUGCCAUGUUAGUGGGAGAGAAGGCAAACUUUCUGAGCAUCCUGCUGACACUGAAGUGUAAGAUGGACGGGAUAACUGGAGAGCCACUGGACGAGCUAAGCUCGGAGGCCAUCAACUUCUGCCGGAAACUGGGAAGCCACGUGUCCACCGUCUCUGAGAUUUUGGAGCUGCGGGACCCCCUGGUCUACAAGGCCAUCCAGGAGGGCAUAGAUGCCGUGAAUGAGGAAGCCAUCUCCAAUGCACAGAGGAUCCAGAAGUGGGCCAUCCUGGAGAAGGACUUUUCUGUCCCCAGUGGGGAGCUGGGUCCGACGACAAAGGUUAGGAGACACUUUGUGGCCCAGAAAUACAAUAGGCUAAUUGAAAGCUUCUACUACUGACCUCUCGGCUG